CGCGUUUGACGUUUGGUUUGUGUUGCAUUCGUAAUCGUAUAACAUUGUAAACAAAAGCUUUAUAAUACAAAUCUUUCACUUAAAAUAUAAAUAAUUUCAAUAAACAAAAUGCUCCUGAAAAAGCUAUACACUCUGGUGUUCCUACGCACCGACACCGCCAUAUUACUAGGCUUGAAAAAGCGUGGCUUUGGCUGCAACAAGUGGAACGGAUUUGGCGGCAAAAUUGAGCCGAAAGAAACGGUUAUUGAAGCUGCUCUACGUGAGCUGUACGAGGAAUGCUGCGUCACCGUCAAACCCGAGAACCUACAGAGCAUCGGCCAACUGGAGUUCACCUUCGAAGGUGACCCCAUGAUGAUGGACGUCAGAGUUUACUCCGCGAAGGUAUUCGAGGGAACCCCGACUGAGACUGAAGAAAUGAACCCUAAAUGGUUCCCGUACGACCAGAUACCUUUUAAAGACAUGUGGCUCGACGAUGCCCUCUGGUUUCCAUACAUGCUCAAGGGCCAGCCUUUCUAUGGCAAGUUCCACUACCAGGGGUUUGAUAAGAUAUUGCAUUACACUGUUGAGGAGCUGGACUCUAUGGAACAGUUUUAUUUGAAAUAUAAAUGAGGUGCUUGAACUCUUGCAGGCUUUGAAUUUGUCAGGAUUACCAAGAUGGGAUGUUACUAUAAUUAGUUUUCAACAGUAUUCAGUGGCCCACUACAACUAGCAAAGGAUGAUUAAUUAUACUGCUUUAGCUAGCUAUUCAAAUUGUUGCUCAUUAGGAAACAAUAACAUAAGUCUGUGAUAAAUUUACCUACUUGUUAGUUUAAACUGUAAAAUAAAACAUUUGUGAUAAAAAACA
Plutella xylostella (diamondback moth) is the source of this 844-nucleotide messenger RNA. RefSeq names its product oxidized purine nucleoside triphosphate hydrolase. Gene Ontology annotation, molecular function: 8-oxo-7,8-dihydroguanosine triphosphate pyrophosphatase activity. Lineage: Eukaryota; Metazoa; Arthropoda; Insecta; Lepidoptera; Plutellidae. Gene Ontology annotation, cellular component: cytoplasm. The record is from RefSeq and is a predicted model, not a curated record. Gene Ontology annotation, biological process: DNA protection.